UAUUUUCGAUGUUUUCAUAAGUCAUAUGUAUUACAGGUUGCUGAAGAUACAGACGUUAACCGCUAUGUUCAGUCGGGAUUGUGGCUUUACUGUCCAGGAGCUGCACAGUGUUGGUAUAUCUUCAGUGAUGAUCUCAUCAAUUACUAUGAGAAGGUCGAUGUCUGCCGUUUUCUAUUGAUAGGAGACUGCCGCAAGAAGCUUCUUCGAACGCCUUACUUUUUUGGAUGGCAUUAUGCAGUUUUUAUUUUGAAUAUCAUUGUUAUCGUUCUUGUCGGAUGUGCUGCUGCAAUGAUUGUACCGCCAUCCUUCAGAAAACAAAAGCGUCGUGUUGCAACAAUAAUAUUCGAUGUUCUCAUGAUCGCUUCAGGUGACCUCAAUGUUCCUCUCAACUAUGUACAUGUACUUCUUAUUCUGGCUAUUUCGCUGAUGACGUUUGUUGUUAAUGCAGAGAUGCUGGAAUCAAAAUACCUGAUCGGAGUGAAGAAUACCUUCGAGAAAAAUUACGGAUAUUCCUUCUAUCUCACAUGUAUAGCUCUACUGCUGCUAGUGUUUGCAUCACUUGGAGGCCUUCUUGCUACAACUUUCGCCUUUACCGGUUCUAAUAUGUCUUCAAAGUUGGAUCCUCGUUGUGAUUCUCAAAUGGACACGAAUUGCUUCCAUGAACAGCCUAUGUUGUCGACUGAUCUACAUCUAGACAAUCGCUAUGUUGCUACUCCUGAAACGUGCGAAUUUCAACAAAAAACACGACACUUUUACAGCUACUGA
Molecule: messenger RNA, 765 nt
Organism: Ostertagia ostertagi
Lineage: Eukaryota; Metazoa; Nematoda; Chromadorea; Rhabditida; Trichostrongylidae
Source: the annotation of a GenBank genome assembly